AUGAAGUCUCCUCCUUUUGCUUUAGCUGCUCUUGUCUUGGUUGCAGCAGCAUAUGUGAUGCAUGCAACGUCAAUUCUCUUACCACCACCACCACCACCUACCAAUGCUUGUCAACCCCCAUAUCCCCCGCCACCCACACCGACUCCAGCAUAUCCCACGCCACCCACACCGGCUUCAACAACUCCCCCGAUCAGCCCACCGGCUCCAAUAUAUCCCCCCAAAACCCCACCAGCUCCCACAACUCCCUCCACACCCCCACCGGCUCUGACAAAUUCCUCCACACCCCCACCGGCUCCAACAAGUCCCCCGACAACCCCACCGGCUCCAACAAAUCCCUCCACACCCCCACUGGCUCCAACAUGUCCCCCAACAAGCCCACCAUCUCCAACAUAUCCACCAACAACCCCACUGGCUCCAACAUAUCCACCGACAACCCCAUUGACUCCAACAUAUCCACCGACAACCCCACUGGCUCCAACAUGUCCCCCGACAACCCCACCAUCUCCAACAUAUCCCCCAACAACCCCAGCCAACAGAUAUCCACCGCGCUCCACACGAGUCGGGUUCUACAAGACUACAUGCCCACAAGCUGAAGCCAUUGUGCAGUCUGUGGUCCAGUCUGAGAUUCGAUCAAACCAGACAUAUGCACCUGGUAUACUACGAAUGUUCUUUCACGAUUGCUUUGUCAAUGGUUGUGAUGAAUCGGUCUUAAUCGAUGGCUCUUUUGCGGAGAAAACCGCAAGAGCAAAUUCUCGUUUGAGAGGUUAUGAAGUAAUAGAUGCAGCAAAGUCCAUGCUAGAAACCGUCUGUCCGGGGGUGGUCUCCUGUGCAGACAUUCUUGCCCUCGCUGCUCGUGAUUCUGUGGUCCAGACUGGGGGAAGUGGUUGGGCAGUGCCAACAGGUCGUCGAGACGGAUUAGUUUCACUGGCAUCUGAUGCAGAAAGCAUACCUGGUCCUAAAGACUCCAUUGAUGACCAAAUCAAGAAGUUUGCUAACAAAGGUCUUAGCAUUGAAGAUCUUGUUACCCUUGUAGGAGGACAUAUGAUUGGGACAGCUGGCUGUGUCACAUUCAGUGACAGGCUAUACAACUACAACAAUACUAAUGCACCCGACCCUGCUAUUGACCAAGGAUUCCUUCCCCAUCUUCAAACCCUAUGUCCUCUUAGCGGUGAUCUUACAAGGCGAGUGGCCUUGGAUACAAACAGCGAAAACAAUUUCGACAACUCAUUCUAUGAAAACAUAAGGCGUGGACGAGGAGUACUUGAAUCCGAUUCAAAGCUGUGGAGUGACCCACGAACACAAAAGUUUGCGCAACCGUUUAUUGGAGCUAGCAGAUCACAUGGAUCGACAUUCAACAAGAUGUUCGCGAUAGCAAUGGUGAAGAUGAGUAAAAUUGAGUUAAAGACAGGUAAUCAAGGAGAAAUUCGUAGGGUUUGUAAUAGAAUUAAUUAACUGAUAUGAAGACUCAAGGCGAGUGGUAUAACAAA
This is a messenger RNA of Helianthus annuus (common sunflower), 1487 nucleotides long. RefSeq names its product peroxidase N1-like. The transcript is spliced from 4 exons. Gene Ontology annotation, biological process: hydrogen peroxide catabolic process; response to oxidative stress. The record is from RefSeq and is a predicted model, not a curated record. Lineage: Eukaryota; Viridiplantae; Streptophyta; Magnoliopsida; Asterales; Asteraceae. Gene Ontology annotation, molecular function: heme binding; peroxidase activity. Gene Ontology annotation, cellular component: plant-type cell wall; plasmodesma. The coding region runs from base 1 to 1452 and encodes 483 amino acids.